UGGCGCUAUUUGGGCCAACUGAUCACUGCACUGCAUGCAAAAGGGGGUGAUACUGAAAAAAAAUUAUCAACGUACAUGUACAUGUACGUUGCGUCUACUACGGCCUAAUCUGUCGCGUGACAGAGCAAAACAAAAUGGCUUCGCGGUCUGUUUCCAGAUCAAUUGCUUUGUUGGCCAUUUUCGGCCAUAUACAUGCCCUAACUACACCAGAAAGUGCUUUCCAAAACGUGCUAGAGGACGUAUCAUCUUGUAAAGAAUCAUGUGAGCGUACAUUUUCAGAACAUACUUAUCCAGAGAGUAACCAUCUGCCAGCAUGUCAGCGGGGAUGUCGUCUUUUCUCCAUUAUGGAGUUUGCAGAGGAAGAUACUCAAGAUUUCAACACCACCAAAGAAAUGUGCAGUCAAGCUUGUGGUGAGGCAUACAAAGAUGGUGGGCAGCUGUACGCUUGCCAACUUGGCUGCCAAAAUGAAGUUCCAUUUGCUUUGCAGAAACAGCAAGAGUUGCUGUCUGAGGAGCCCAAUGUUCACAUCCUAACCCCUAUUCUGGCCAUUCAGUCCAUGUGUGAGAAAUUCUCUCAGUUUGCCAGCUUCCGGUUCAGUUCCUGGUUGGUGUACAUGCGAGGAGACAAUGGGCAAGUCUACAUCUUUGAGUCCCAGCCUGAGGUUGACAUUUUCACCAUGGACCCCAAGUUUCAAGAGGAGAUUAUUGACUUUGGGAAAAUGUCCAAUAAUUUGGAAACCAACCUGGAAGUAUUGAGUAAUCGUGACUCCACAGACUAUCCACAAAAGGAAGACUUCACUGACGAUGCCUAUGGAUGGCUGGACUGUGUAUCCAAGAAAUCUGGACUGCCUCGUUGGCUGCUCGGUGUGACAUUACUCUUGUCUGCACUGGCUAUGAUAUGGCUAUGCUGUGCUACCACAGCAACUGCUCCUGAUCAACGGGUUUCCCCACAGAAAGUGGCAAUCUACAAUGACCUUGCCUACUUGCAGGACUCCAAGAAAAAGUUCAUUCACCCCAUCUUCAUUAAAAGCCUCCCAGCCAAGGCAGUUAAUGCCACAGCAACUGAUGAUGAUGAUGAGUUGCUUAUACUGGAGGAUGUCAAACCUCAACAGACAAAGAUUUAAGAAUCUGGAGGAUUCCUUUCUGUUGUCAUGUACAUGAAGGUCACUCAGUCUAAUAGCACACAAAAUGAGUAUCAAAUGCAUGUAUGCAUGUACAUGUACAUGCAGGUCAAAGAGUAACACAUAAUGGAGAUUUACACUUCAAAGUCAGUUAAAGCAUAUGCUUCUGGGGAAAGACAGCAGAUAUGAACCUCAUAGUUCAAGUCAAGUGGCGAAGCUUUACAAUCUCAGUGCAUGAUAUGCAUGUGUUCUUGAGAAUUGAGGUGGUAGGUGUCGUGUGUGUACUUUCCCAUGACACAACAAACUUCAGCUACAAAUAUCGUUGAUAUCAUGGUUUUAGCCUGAAUCUUCACAUUCUGACCACUUGCAAUUAUUUCUUACUAGUAGUGUUGUCGUCAAGCCCAUCACAAUCUUUGACCAAAAACAAAACCAUUUACGUAAUCAAAUACAAUUACAUGUACAUGUACAUUAAACGGGGUGAGCAGUAACAAAGGAAAGCUUUUGUUGAAGUUCAUUUGAUGAUAGUGCGAAGGGGCCUUGACUAUAACACUGCUCAUUAGUUCACACUUCAUUACCACUUUCUCCCAACAAUGCACUUUCAGUCAAAUCUGAUUUACUCUAACAGGGAAAUUACCAAGGUUGUAAAGAGCAUUUAAAUAACAAAAAGGGAAAUUUUAGAUCAAAAGUAGUUUAUUCCCCCAAACUUUUAAACUCACGUUGUUAAAUAACUAAUUCUUCCAAGUUCAAACCCCAACUCCCCAUUUUAGUGGCUAAUGCAUCAUCCAUACUUUGGAGGUGUAAUUGUUUAAGUGUAAGCUAAAAUGUACAUGCACAUUGCAUUUGAAUGGCUUCAACAAUUGGAGUUAGAGAUGCUCAUAGGAUGAGCUGCAUUCUUUAUCUAGUACUUGCAACAGGAUUCUCAGUGAAAAAUCCCACAAAAUUGUUUUCCAUGUGGGAUUGGUCCCAGUGCACAGUGUUUUAUGUGGUUAGCUGCAUUGUAUUUUGGGAGUUUAUGGCACUUCACUAGUAACACGUAUCGAUCUUCAAUUAUACAGUAUUUCGUGCACCCCCCUCUCAAUGAGUUAAGUUUGUGUUUGCCUGCAGCUAGCAAGUGCCGCUUUUCUAGUUUGGCUUUAGAAAUGAUUGCAAAAUAAUCGCAAAAGCAGUUUUCAUUGUUUGUGAAAGGUGGGCUGAAUAAGGGCAGGUUAAACAUACUGUUGACAUGAGGUGGACCCCUCUGAAACCAGGAUUUGUGGACCCCUCUGAAACCAGGAUUUCAUUAUCUUAGCAGCUGGGAAGGUAAGAUAUGCUCAACAACCAUCAGCACUACAGGUGGGCAGUCUACCCUUGCAAUUAUCUGCUGGAUCUGCUACUAUAAACUGGCCCAGACAUACAGAAGACUACCCCUUGAACUAUGGGGCUUAUCACCGUACUACAUAUAAGAACUGCACAAACUUUGAAUUAAUGCACCAUUUCACAGUGAUUAGAAUGUGGUUUCAUAACUUGACAAAAUUAAAUACUCACAUUGGUCAUUAACUUUAUGAAAGUCAAUGUGUAUUGAAAAAACCAUAAGCAUAUACCCCACAGGCAAUAAUUAUUCACUUUGGCAUUUGACUGGCAACAAAUUCCUCCGGGGAUAUUACAGUGGCUGAUGCUUUGAGUGAGAGAUGCAUGAAAUCCUGGUACAACAUUGCCAGAUACCUGAGUUCAGGUGCUGCACUGCGUUGAACUCGGGUGUUCCGGUAAUUGAGAAUUCACGGUAUUAUUGAAGUCAUCCAACUUCUAGGACGAGUUAAGAUACUUGGUGGUGGCAGACAAAUUGGUCCUUUAUGCCGAUUCUCAGCUUACAUGUGUAAUUCUGGGCAUGCAAGCAUAGUUCUCGGUACAUGGACAACCUUGGUAAAGGACCAGUUUGUCUGCCGCCAUUAAGCAUCUUAAAGUCCCCCUUGCUAUCAUAACUGGUGUUUGUAACCACUUGCUUGUAUAUGUAUGGUGUAAUGGCUCGAGUAAAAUUGUGUCAUUUUUUGUAUGCAGUGCUAAACAUGAGCAGACAUGACUUCUUGGUGUUUUGAGUACUGUAAGGAUACAGGAAAAUGCAUUGUUUGAGUGAACAAGCUUGAAUUUGCAUUGUGGCUCAAUUGGAACUCAUGGCCUUUAUGGCUACAGUGUGAUACAUGUAUGUGUAUCUGUCAUCAUUAGUUUGGUAUCACAUUUUCAUUAAAUGGACCCUAUCGGUGCUACAUCAUCAUAUUAAGCUAACUGAAUUAUGAACUAUUAGCUUUUCCCAUAAUUUCAAGUUUGGAU
Acanthaster planci (crown-of-thorns starfish) is the source of this 3425-nucleotide messenger RNA. It is a transcript of the gene tmem59, whose product is annotated as transmembrane protein 59. The record is from RefSeq and is a predicted model, not a curated record. Lineage: Eukaryota; Metazoa; Echinodermata; Asteroidea; Valvatida; Acanthasteridae.